Molecule: messenger RNA, 1755 nt
Organism: Eurytemora carolleeae
Lineage: Eukaryota; Metazoa; Arthropoda; Copepoda; Calanoida; Temoridae
Product: zinc finger protein 184
Exons: 4
Coding region: 12-1499 (495 amino acids)
Biological process (GO): regulation of transcription by RNA polymerase II
Cellular component (GO): nucleus
Molecular function (GO): RNA polymerase II cis-regulatory region sequence-specific DNA binding; DNA-binding transcription factor activity, RNA polymerase II-specific
Source: RefSeq, a predicted model, not a curated record
UCAGAGAGAAGAUGUUUCUUUGCUCCAGAGAUGAGUUAUUGGAAGAAAUACAGAGAAUCAAGGCUGUAACGGAUGAUAAACGAAUAUUAAAGCAUAUAUUGACUGAUAUUCUCAACCUGAGGAAUGGAAUGGAAGAUAAUCUACUCCUAAUCCAACAAAUCCACCUGAUGAUACAGAAGGAAGGAAAGGAGCAGAAGGAGUUUAAUGAUAUAAUCAAUAUUGCCCAGCAACAAAUUGACUCGAUAAGCACAUUAUAUACACUGGGUGUAUCCUGGCUCAAGGGUGAAACUGACUUUUCUCUCCAUUUUAUUCAAGAUAGUUCUGCUCACGAAAGCCGGGAAAGGGUCGGAGAUGAUGCUCUAGAUAUGGAAGAUGAUUGUAAUGAUAUAAAGAUUGAAAUGGAAGAGAUUGAGAAUAUAGUUCCUGUAGAUCCUGGUGAUAUUCUUCAGUCUCGUCUUGAAGAAGAACAAGGCUUGAAGGAAGUAAAGAAAGAAAAAUUCAAUCCCACCAACGACAAGAUCUCAAUGAACUUGAAAAAUUCCAAAUUUUCAUGCACUAAGUGUGAAUAUAGGACUCACAACAAAUAUUAUCUACAAAGACAUUACAAAAGAAUGCAUAAAGGGCAAGGACCCUUCAACUGUGACCAGUGUGAAAGAACAUUUAGCCAAGAAUGUAAUCUAACACGACACAAGAAAAACAUUCACGAAGGAUUCAGAUAUCACUGUGAUCAAUGUGACUACUCAGCCUCCACGCAGAGUCUUCUAAAGUUGCACAUAGACGGAUACCACAAGGGCAUUCGUUUUCCAUGUGACAGAUGUGAGCAUGUGGCGACUAAUAAACAUUCUCUAAAUGUUCAUAAAAUAACAAAACACAAAGAAUCUGACAUUGUCGAUGGUAGCAAAACCUUCUCUUGUGAUGAAUGUGAUUUUGUAGCGAGUACCAAAUUUUAUUUGAAAAUUCACAAAGAAAGUCAUCACAAGGAGACGAAAACCUUCAAGUGUGACCAUUGUGAGUUUGUCGCACUUCAAAAAAAUGAUUUAAUGAAACACAUAGAUCAUGAGCAUAAUAUCAGUGUUAAAUAUUCAUGUGAUAGAUGUGAGUUUGUGACAUACAGUAAGGGUAGUUUGACAAUACACAAACUAAGACACGAAGGUCAGUAUUUAUGUGAUCAAUGUCCGUAUUUCGGAAGAUUAAAAACAGAUUUGAUAAAACACAAACGAAUCAAGCAUGAAGGAAUAUUGUUUCCUUGUGACUUGUGCAAGUAUUUAGGUCAAGAUCAAAUACAUUUAAGACUACAUAAGGAAGCUGUGCACAUGGGUAUAAAAUAUCCCUGUGAUUUAUGUGAGUUUGCAGCAUCAACCAAAUCUAAUUUGAAAGAGCAUAAAGCUUGUAAGCAUGAUGACACAAAAUAUCCCUGUGACCAAUGUGAACACAUUGCAAACACAAAGUAUGCAUUAAGGAAACACUUUAAGAGUAAGCAUAUGAAAGUUGUAAAUUAAUCUUCAUCAAAAAGUUAGAAUCUUUAAGAUUUUCACGUGAAAUAAUUUUGUGAUUAAAAGUUUGUUUGUAUGAAUCCAAUGAACUAUUGACAUUAAUAUCAAGAUUUAGUUAAUUUUCUGUGUAUUUUUACCAGUUGUGAGAUUUAGGUAAUUUCUUUACUGGGAAAAAAUAAUUUGUUUUCAUUCUUUUAAUUAAGAUGAAUUUAGUUUUAAAAGGUCCAGCCUAAUGUGUGUAGAAUCUUUAAGCGUCUGUUGC